UAAAUUCUGUGUGUGCAUUUUGUUCACAGUGGCCGAGUUGUUGUUUACACUUCACAGUCUUGUUUUUACUCUAGCGACGGACUGCGGUUAGAUUGUUGUUUCACGGGUUUUAUUUUGUUUAAUGUGUGCAUAAAAAAUAUAUUAAAAUCGACAUCACAAACUGUUCACGUACGUUUAAUGUUAUCUUCUGCUCAACCACAAUGAUCGAGAACGCGGAACUGAUAAUGCAGAUGCUGGAGAUGUACCAGAUGUAUAAACAGCAAGUCCCGGUCGAACUUGAGGAAUAUCUCAGGUACGUCGCUAAAACGGGUAAUACUCUGUUCCAAUGGACACUAGUCAAACCGUUUAUUAGGGAAAAAAUUCUCAACGUCAUAGCAGAAUUUACCGAACAAACAUGUUUAGCUGACAUUCCGCCAUACCCAAAUGUGGAUCCGUUUAACUACGAAGCAAUGAAAAACAUGUUGUUGGAACGAUUUGAUACGUUCAACGGACCUCCAUUUACGAUACAGAGGUUAUGUGAAUUAUUGUCGUGUCCAAGAAAGGAGUACAACCGAGUAGAUAAGUUUAUGCGUGCAGUAGAGAAAAACAUUUUAGUUGUUAGCACUUGUGAUUUAAAAGCCAAACGAGAAGAAACCAUUGUUAACGGUUGUCCAGAUCGUUGGGAAAAUGGCAAAGAACUUGACAUUAACAUGGACUUUGUUGAAAAAGCUAACAUUAUUACUGCCGAUCCAAGUGUCCUCAAUGGAAAUGAUACAGUUGAGAGUCUUUUAAAUGAGCUGGAAUCUAUGAAAACUCCAGAAACAAAACCGGAUGAAAAUAAAGAACCUAACCCUAACGACAAUCUUGGCACUCAAGUUUCAGUUCCAGUAGAACCCAAAUUAAGUUCUGAAGAGUCAAAUAAUGUUAAACAAGAAGAUAGUCUUCAAAUUCAGAACACAGAAACUACUGAAGAACUUACAUCUGAUAUCCAAGAACCAGUUACAGAACAAUUAUUAUCUGAUGUACCGAAAGAACAACUAUUUGAAGUAACAGAUACUGCAAUCAAUGAAUCAGGUGAACAAGUAAUUGAAAAGCCAUUAGAGGAAUUUAAAGAUCAACCUAAGGAAAUAAGUUCCAAUUAUGUUGCACCUAAAAUUGAUGAACCAGGAAAAAAUGAGAUUAUAGAGCAAUUAGAAACAAUACCGACAGAACCAGAUCGAGUUGAAGGUUCAAUAAUACACCAAACUCCCGAUUGUGAUAAUAAGUUGGAAUCAGAAUUAAAUUUACAAUUAAAAGAAGUUAUGGAAAGUGUAGAUAAAGGACCAGAAAAUAUGGACGUUCAAAUUGAAAACGAGUCGAAAUGCUUACAGCCCGAAGUAGACUGUGAUAAUGUACAAAUUGCUGAACCUACUGAAAUAGAAAACAAAGAUGGAGAAAAAUCAAAUAUUGAUGUCAGUCCUAUUACAGAAACAAAUAACUCCAAUAUGGAUGUAGAACCUGAAAAAAUUGAAAAUAAUGAAGCCCAAGAUGAGAAGGCCGAAAGUAAAGCAGAGAACUUCGAAACCUGUUCAACGGUUUCAGAAAUCUCAGAAGAGGGUAAUAACAAAUUGACUGAAAUUGAAUAGUCUUAUGUAUGUAUUGAUUUAAUAUAUUUUGUAUUUCAUACAAUAAUUUCUGAAUAAGUUGUUUAUUUUCUGUAUAAAAUCAUUUGCAAAUAAAUAUUUAAAUUUGAUGUAAUAAGAUUUAAUUUCAACUUUAAAAUAUGUACAAUUUUGUUUUGAAUUAAUAAAUGACCUGAAAUAUA
Adelges cooleyi (spruce gall adelgid) is the source of this 1783-nucleotide messenger RNA. RefSeq names its product serine/threonine-protein phosphatase 4 regulatory subunit 2 (gene PPP4R2r). Gene Ontology annotation, biological process: protein dephosphorylation. The record is from RefSeq and is a predicted model, not a curated record. Gene Ontology annotation, cellular component: cytoplasm; protein phosphatase 4 complex; nucleus. NCBI's taxonomy places the organism in Eukaryota, Metazoa, Arthropoda, Insecta, Hemiptera, Adelgidae. Gene Ontology annotation, molecular function: protein phosphatase regulator activity.